Plasmodium inui San Antonio 1 is the source of this 1068-nucleotide messenger RNA. RefSeq lists its product as hypothetical. Gene Ontology annotation, molecular function: fatty-acyl-CoA binding; protein binding. The record is from RefSeq and is a predicted model, not a curated record. NCBI's taxonomy places the organism in Eukaryota, Apicomplexa, Aconoidasida, Haemosporida, Plasmodiidae. The coding region runs from base 1 to 1068 and encodes 355 amino acids. The transcript has a single exon.
AUGCUGAGGAACAUGGGCCCAAAAACGCUGCUGCUUGCGAACGUCGCAUCAGCAUGCAUUAUCCUGUACGCCCUGAGGAAGUAUAACCCCGAGACGACGAAUGGAAUUUUACACCAAAUUGAGGGGGUAGCCAAAUGGCUACUUAAGAAACCGCAGGUUCUACUCCAUAAAUGGCUAGGAGAGUGGAAAAAAAAAAAAUUACGACUGCCCGUAGUGAACAAAGACAUAACCAUCCAUUUAAGUGAUGACGAUUUGGAGAAAAAAUUCAUUCAGGCGUGCAACGCAGUGAAGAUGCACAGAAGUCAGUUGAAAUUUGAUCAGUGGAUCUACUUGUAUGGCUUGUACAAGCAGAUAGUCGCUGGAGACAUGAACCCAGAAGCGGGAGAUUCAGACAAGCCACUUAACGCAGCGUGCAACGGGGACAAAGGAACAGCCAAGAGGAACAAAAGGGAAGAAAACAGCUACCUAAUGGAUGCCAAAUUGAGCGCAUGGAAACAUUGCCAGGGAGUGAGUAGAAAGGUGUGCAAAUUUCUGUACGUGCAAUUUGUCGAGAAGGCUCUUCCCCAGGCGAUAAAAGGGGAGAGCUUCAAUGUGACAUUAGACUUUAAGAAGACGAUAAGCAAAAUGAAGCCGCUGGCGGAGGUGCUCACAGGAGUUCUAGAGGGGAUCGGUGAGGGCAACUCCCCCACUGGCAAGGACAACACCGAUCGUACCAGCAACUUGAGUGACCUCCUCUGCAAAAACGUAGUACAGGCAAAUCUGCAAUACAUAAAGAGUGCACUGAAAAGCAACCCCUACUUAAUAAACAAGAGAAAUUCAGAUGGACUGUGCGCCCUGCAUUAUGCAUGUGAUAGGGGGUACCUAGACAUCGUGAAGCUCUUAAUCGAGUUGGGCGCGGACAUCAACGCAGACGAUUCCUCUGGAGACACUGCCCUUCACAUUGCCGCGUAUUCAGGAAAGAAGGAUAUUAUUGACUAUUUAACCAGCGCGGGUGCUGACAUAAAUAGGAAGAACUCCGAGGGGUUGACGUUCAAUUCGAUACUUAGUCAGCAGGCGCAAUUGUAUUAG